Trichoderma atroviride IMI 206040 is the source of this 2129-nucleotide messenger RNA. RefSeq lists its product as uncharacterized. Lineage: Eukaryota; Fungi; Ascomycota; Sordariomycetes; Hypocreales; Hypocreaceae. Gene Ontology annotation, molecular function: oxidoreductase activity; zinc ion binding. The record is from RefSeq and is a predicted model, not a curated record.
GUCUCAACCAUGGCAACAUCACGAGCCUGGACAUUCUCCCACCGCGGCUCCCCCACAGACGUCCUCUCUCUCACAUCCUCCCAUCCCAUACCAACUUUCCCUCCUUCCCUCAAUCCCUCAGAACAACAAGAAUGGAUCCUCAUCAAAGUAUCCUUUGCAGCCCUCAACCCCGGCGCCAUCUUCCAAAUGGCCCUCAUCCCAACCUUUUUGCGCAACAAGACGUGCAUUCCCGAGAUGGACCUCUCCGGCACCGUCCACGACGUCUGGCAUCCUCAUGCUACUAUCGAGUCCAAUACUACUAGCACUCGUUUCCGCAAAGGCGACAAAAUCAUCGCCAUGAUCCCCGCCAGCCACGCCCUCCCAACCGGCUCCGGCGCGCUCACCGAAUACGUUGCCCUGCCCGCCCGCUUCGCCGUCCACAAGCCGCCGCAAGCCUCCUUCGCCGACGCGGCGGGCUGCCUCCUUACGGGAAUGACUGCCCACCAGCAAGUCGUCGAGGCUGGCCUCAGGCCGGGCCACCGCGUGCUCGUCAACGCUGCCAGCGGCGGCAUCGGCACCAUGGCCGUGCAGAUGGCUCGCCAUGCCGUAGGGCCCGAGGGCUUCGUCGUCGGCAUAUGCAGCGCCAGAAACGUCCAGCUCGUCGAGAGCCUCGGGGCAGACGUCGCCAUCGACUACACCCAGCACACUAACAACAAGAACAACAGCCUCCCAGCACAUCUCGCCCAGACCUUCCACACCAACCCCUUCGACGCCAUCAUCGACACCCUCGGCCACCAAUCCCUCUACGCCAACUCGCCCGCCUACCUCGCCCCCUCAGGCACCUACUCCUCCGUCGGCAUCAAGCCCCCCGACUUCUCCAUCCCUGCCUUCCUCCGCGCCGUGUGGCAGAUGAAGCUCAACGAGUGGUGGCCCGUGAGCCGCUGGCUCGGCGGCGUCGGCCGUCUCUGGCGGGGCGUCUCGAUGAUGGAGCCGACGCUGGAGCAUCGCGAGCGCAUUGCCGAGAUGCUGCGGCAUGGCCAGAUACGCGUAGUCCGGGACAGCGUCUGGCGCUUCGAGGACGUCAAGGAGGCAUAUGCCAAGCUGGGCGGGCUGCAUGCACGCGGUAAGAUAUUAGUGAGAGUGGAUGAAACGGUGGGUGAUGAUGAGUGCUAAGGAUGAUAACUGUUUCGUGUUCGUGUUCGUGUAAAAGGAUUUUUGUGACUCUCGUUUACAUCAAACGAGUCAUUGCCCUUUUGUUGCUUGGUUGCUCGUUUAUCCAUCUCUUGGCAGACUCUCUCCAUUGUUCGUUAAAUAUCAAGAAUGAUACCCGAAUCUGUAGUGCAUAUCUAUCAUAAUUCGUUAUUCUACUAUAGUACCUGACAAUAUAAUCAUACCGUCAUAUCAAUGUACAGUAUCGUCCUCCAAACACUCAAUUGGACUUUGAAACAAAAGAAGAACUAUAAACCACCCCUUACCAAUGAGAACCGCUUGUACCAAAGGUUCUAAAAAUGCAAAUGUACGUAUAUCACUAUCGCCAAAUCAAGAACGAGUGGUAUCGCUUCCCCCUGUUUCCCCUCGAUCCUCUUAUCUUCCCAAAAAAAAAAAAAAAAAAAAAAAACGCUCUCACGCACCGCCCCUUGUCUCCUCAGCGUCCUCAUACGGAAUUUCCCUCUCUUCCGCCAGCGGCAUAAAGUUCGGCGGCCGAUAGUCGUCGUGGCUCAUCCUAACCGACCUUCUCGGCCCCAAAUCCUGAAAGCUUCUCCUCGAAGCUGAGCUGAUAGGCUGGGGGCUCUGGCCUCUCUCUACACUCCUCUCACGUUCCGUCAGCAGCGUGGCCCCCUCCUCUCGCUGAAGAUCAGGCUGUAGUCCAAUUUCUUCCAACUCGAUGCCCUGUGCCUGAGCUUUGCCCUUUUCCAGGUCUCCAGCUCCAUCGGCAGCGUAUUGUCUCAAUAUGUGCUUCGAGUUGGUAUCCUUCUCUAUGCGCUGCAUCAGAUCCUGGUCGGUUGGCCAGUAUACUCGGCGAAUAGCCUGUACAGCCAACUCUAUAACGAUGAGGGUGAAUAAUGUGAGGAACAGCGUCGUCCACCAGGAAAGUCGAUCCCCAAAAGCGUGCAAAAAGGCAUCCCUCACCGAUAUAGGACCAAUUGUUC